AUUUUAAUAUCUUAGGUUUAUAUUUUUAGGUAAGUAUAAUAAAGUAAUGGAAGACAUAGAUGAUAUCAGAGAAACAUGUGAACAACAAGAACUAACUUCUCCAGACGGUGUGGCAUCAGUUGAUGUGUACAAACAGUUACUGGUUAUUUAUUUGAUUGAUAGUGAUGUAAUUAAUGCAAAGUUUUUAUGGAAACGAAUUCCAGAACAGAUAAAAUCUGAAAAUGUAGAACUUCAAAACAUAUGGAAAAUAGGACAAUUUUUAUGGAAAAGAAAUUUUGCUAAUGUUUUUACUGCUGUAUCCACCCAGCAAUGGUCAAUGGUGACGCAACCUUUACUGACAAAGUUGUUAAGCAAUCUUAGAACUCGUAUAACGGAUCUUAUAGCAAGAGCAUAUUCUAUUGUUAAAAUUGAAGACAUGUGUUUACUGGUCGGGUUGGAUGAAGCCCAAGUUAUUGAACUAGCUUUAGAAAAGUCUUGGGAAAUUGACAUUGAUAACAAAUUAAUUAAGCCAACUCAAGAAAGUACAAGUAGUAAUGUAAAGCAUGCUUGGAAUACUGGCGAUAUAAGUGAAGCUCUCAUGAGUAGCUUGACUGAUUAUAUUAGCUUUCUUGAAAAUUAGUUGCUGUAACAUUUGUUACAGCAUGUAAAACAUGCUCAUUGUUAGCGUAAUCCCUGUGUCGAUUUGUUUUUCAUGGCAAGAGUGGUUGAAAGCAUGUAUUGUGAAUUUUUUUCAAGGCUUGAAUGAAAUAUGCUUUAUAUAUAUAUGUGGUUGAACAUGGUAAAAAGAGAGUAACGAUGCUCUUUUUCCAAAAUUUCUCAGAAGUCUUCUAUCGGGUUUAGAAUUUGUAAUUUUUUGUUUAUACGAAAGAACAAAAAUGUUUUAUAAGUUUGUAUUAGUUGAAUUUCUUUUUUAAUGUGGUUCUUGAUGUCGACUUAAUUUCUAUGAUAAUAAGAAAUGGUUAAUUUUGA
Hydractinia symbiolongicarpus is the source of this 969-nucleotide messenger RNA. RefSeq names its product COP9 signalosome complex subunit 8-like. The transcript has a single exon. Gene Ontology annotation, cellular component: COP9 signalosome. Gene Ontology annotation, biological process: COP9 signalosome assembly; protein deneddylation. The record is from RefSeq and is a predicted model, not a curated record. NCBI's taxonomy places the organism in Eukaryota, Metazoa, Cnidaria, Hydrozoa, Anthoathecata, Hydractiniidae. The coding region runs from base 47 to 619 and encodes 190 amino acids.